This is a messenger RNA of Dipodomys ordii (Ord's kangaroo rat), 1025 nucleotides long. Its product is annotated as insulin receptor substrate 2-like. Gene Ontology annotation, biological process: insulin receptor signaling pathway. The record is from RefSeq and is a predicted model, not a curated record. Gene Ontology annotation, molecular function: insulin receptor binding; phosphatidylinositol 3-kinase binding. NCBI's taxonomy places the organism in Eukaryota, Metazoa, Chordata, Mammalia, Rodentia, Heteromyidae. Gene Ontology annotation, cellular component: plasma membrane; cytosol.
CAGCCAACGCCACCGACGCAGGCAGCUUUCGCGCCGCCACCGGAUCUGCCACCCACGAGGACCCCGGCGCCUGGAUCCUCGGGCCAUUACAGGACGUGUGGCCCGUGACGCUGCGCCCCAAGGGGCUGGGGAGCCUGCGGGGCCUGGGCGGCGGCAGCUACCGCCUGUGCCUGGGCUCGGGGGCGCUGAGCCUGCUGCGGAAGCCCGGCAGCCGCGGCUCCCGCGCCGGCCUCGCCCCGCCGCCGCCCGCCCUGCGCCUGUCCCUGCUCAGCGUGCGGCGCUGCGGCCACGCCGACGCCUUCUUCUUCCUGGAGCUCGGCCGCUCGGCGCCCACCGGGCCGGGGGAGCUGUGGCUGCAGGCGCCCGACGCCGUGGUGGCCCGGAGCAUCCACGACACAGUCCUGGCCGCCAUGAAGAGACUGGGCGGCGGGGCCGAGCCUCUGCCCCGAGACGGCCCGGCCGGCUCGCCCGCGCCCCCCGCCCUCUCGCCCUAUGAGACCCCGGCCCCCGCCCCCCGGCCCAGAGGCCUGGGGGAGAAGGCACAGGCGACGCUCCGGUCCCUGGCGCGGCUGGUGCCGGCUGCCUCCCGCUCGGGCGCGCCGGGCCGGGCCGGGGCCGCCGCCGCCCCGGAGGACCCGGGCCCCGACGACUACGUGCACAUGGUGGGGAGCUGCGAGGGGGACGACUACGUGUGGAUGGCACGCCCGCGCGACGCCGGGCACGUGGGGGGCGCAGAGUACGUGCCCAUGAACCCCUUCCCACCGGCGCCCCCUGCGGGGAAGCGGGGGGCCGAGCCCCGGGGUCCCCGCCGCAGCACCGACAGCGCGAGACCCGGAGGACCCUGCGCUCCAUCUUGGACAAGGCUGGUGCGGGAGCGGGGGGUUGCGGGCGUCCAGCCCAAGGCCCAGCCGCCGACCCCCGACAGCUGCCUCAGCUACAUGGACCUGGACCUGGUCCCUCCCCUGGAGGUCCGCGGGGACGCCCCUAGGGCCCGCCCUCACGCCUAUGUGAGAAUCAAGUUCUAG